AGGGCACGAUGUUUCUGGCUCAGGAAAUUGGCAUCUAUGUUGGCUGAAGUCCUGCGUCUGUCCCAGCCUGGUCCCUAAUUCUGAUGAGCACCAUCUGCAAGCUGCGUAAUUAUCCGGAGAGGCUCUAAUGAUGUGCUAGUCUGCUAGUACUGAACUGUAAAUGGCAUCCUUAGCUUUAGCAGGGGAAGGAUGAUUCUUAAUGAAAUUGGCCCCUGCAGUAUCUCAGACGAACAAAGCUGUAACUUUUUAAUGAUCUCUUGAAGACAAGUCACAGUUUUAUAAUUAUUUCCAUCUCUGAAUAUACAGGAGUAUCAUUCCAUUUUGGUCCCAAAGGGUUUUACCCUGUUUUCUUCCAGAAAUUGCUUAGCAGUUGGGAUUGCCAUGUCCGUAGUGUUUAUUUUAGUCAUCGUAGACAUAAAUGCUUUUUACCCAUAUUAUUUCUGUGCUAUUUGACUACCAGUAAGUGCAUUUGCAGCAUUUCAGCUGAUAUUUAUUAAUGAUGGGUUGCACAGUCUGACCUACUUUUCUGUGCACUACGACAGUGAAUGUAACCCCUUGGAAGACAAAUGAGAAAACUGACGGAAAUACUGAUAUAAAUGAUUCAGGGAAGACUAUAUGAUCAAAUACUGUUGAUUAAUAUAAUAAAGCUGUAUCACUGAAUCUAAUGAAAAGUAAAAAAUUUGCUUUAAAUAAAUACAUCAUGUGUGCUGUUCAGAGGAUGGGGAAAAUAACAACCAUUUCUUUGUUCAAACCAAAAUUAGAGUGGCAUUUUUCAUGUCAGAAAAUUAUUUUCCAUGCACUUAAAUAGUGUGAUUUUAGAAUUAUAAACAUCUUGUGGUUACCCCAAGAACUCUUUGUAUCACCUUCAUUCAACAAAUAGAGAAAAUUUAUUUUUUAGAGAAAUUUGAGAGAGUUUGAUUUCUAAGAGCAAUUUUUUUUUUCUUCCUGCUAGUCAAUUCUGUCACAUUUGUGCAAAACAACCAACCAACAAACCCCAAAACCAAACAACCCAAAAGCCAAACCAAACAAAAAAAGUCCCCCUUUCAUUUCCUCUCUGGUGCUGUGGUAUUGCAGAUGCUUGUCCAUUCCUUUCCCACCUCCUUUGGGGAACUUUCAUCAAAGGUGAUUGAAAGGCAUAAGCAGAAGGAAUAGUACUUCACCUUAGACAGGUUAUUGGAUAUCUUGCAUGUUCCUCUCUGUCACCGUCUGCGAGAAUGCUUGUUGGGCAGUGCAGCCAGUCUCCUUGUACACACCAGUUGCAGUAUGUGUAGAGAAAAAAGAUAGCAAGACUGAAGGUACUGGCGUCUCUUUUCAGCCUUAGCGCUUCUGCUUUGGUCUCUUAAAGUAGUUGCAAGUCAGGAGUGUAUGAAGUAGCUCUUGACUUAUACUCAGGUGGUAAAAGAGAUUAAAAUGACAAGAUUUCUCGAAAAAAAACCAUGUUCUCACCCUGCUGAGAUUAGCUGGAUGUCUCUGGGCACUUGUGUUUUAGCCUUCAUGGUCCUGACUGUCAGGAACAUUUGGCUUCCAAGCUAGAUACCACAAAAGCUGAAAAGACAGUCCUCUGAGCAGAUGCAGACUCUGAAGUAUGCAUGUCCUUCCAGAGGUGGACAGAAAUUUUGAAAAGCUGUAGGUUUACUGUCCAGUAGAGAUUAUGAAAUUUGGAUUUAUUACUUGUAUCUACCCUUUACAUACAGGCAUGUGAAAAAUUUAGAUACCUCAAAGACAUUGAUAAAUACAUUUUAUCCAAAGAUAAGGGGUGGAAAAAAGAUUACAACUGCUUUCACAAUAUUCUUGGUCAUUCCCUUGUAAGGAGAGAAAAAUGCCACAUAUCAUUGUGAAGGUUGGUUAAAUAGAUUUUAUUUUGAAACUGGUGAUUCUGCAAUAUAUGCUUGGCAAGGGCUUUUUAAUUAACAGAGAGUAGUUAUUCCAAGAAGACUGUCAAAGUUUGUGCAUACUUUGCUGACCAUGCCAAGUGGAGAAAGAAAAUCAGAAUUUGAGUAGUGGCUAAUUUGUCCUCAUCUGAGAGCUUCAGCACUUUUAAAUUACACAUCAGCUCUAAGGAUGUCUUUUGUUUUGUAAACAGUCCUCUGGUGGAUUACUGUUUAUUUGCAAUUUCACAGUUCUUGUGUAUUAUUGUGGUGGACCUUCUCUGUUCCUCAGAGUUAAAUGUGUAUACAUGUUCCCUCAGCUUCUCUCUAGCAGUUGUCUAGAUGCAUGUUUAGCUUAUCAAGUUCUAAAUAUUUCAGAAAACUGAGAGCAGAAUACAGUUUAUAGUGGCUUAUGCGACUUCGAUGGUGUCUUUCUGAUUUUUGUGAAGAACUUUAUAAACAUGGUUGCUUACUGUUUUCCCUCAGGUAAAAGUAGAUGCUUGUUUUGGCAGAGCUAUAGCCAUAUCUCCAUUUUAAUAGACCUAUUUUAUAAUUACAGAGUUGUAGAAUAAUUCUUGUUUGAGAGGACCUAAGCUUAUCUAGUCCAACCUGCUAAUCAAAGCAGGGUUAGAUGUGAGGUCAUUGCAGGUUGUUCAGGGUUUUAUCAGUUUGAGUCUUGAAAAACUUCAGGGAUUGAGGCUGUACAACAUAUCUGGGCAGCUUUCUGCACUGAUGGGUUGUUCUCAUGGUGGAGAAGUUUUUCCUUGUAUCACAUGUGAUCCUUUCAUUUCAGCUUAACACCUACUGGCUUUUGUUCUCCCACACUGCGCCAGUAUGAGGAGCCCAGCUCCACCUCCUCGAUGCCUUCCUGGAGUGACAAUGACAAAUAUUGGAGAAAAAGUUGUGUGCCUGGUUGCUUACCACAUAUUUUUCAUGCUGUUCGUCUGGUCAUAUUGGAAAACAAUCUUUACGCUACCAAUGAAUCCUUCAAAAGAAUUUCAUCUAUCAUAUUCAGACAAGGAAUCCCUAGAGAGAGAGCCUAGAGGUGAAUCCCAGCAAGAAGUCUUAAGACGGGCAGCCAAGGAUCUUCCUAUCUAUACACGGACAAUGUCUGGAGCAAUCAGAUACUGUGACAGAUGCCAUCUUGUAAAACCAGAUCGUUGUCAUCACUGUUCUGUAUGCGACAAAUGCAUUUUGAAAAUGGAUCAUCACUGCCCUUGGGUGAACAACUGUGUAGGAUUCUCCAAUUACAAAUUUUUUCUUCUCUUCUUGGCUUACUCGCUAGUGUAUUGCCUUUUCAUUGCUGCAACAGAUUUACAGUACUUUAUCAAGUUUUGGACAAAUGGCCUUCCUGAUACUCAAGCCAAGUUCCACAUCAUGUUUUUAUUCUUUGCUGCAGCUAUGUUUUCUGUCAGUUUGUCUUCUCUCUUUGGGUAUCACUGUUGGCUUGUCAGCAAGAAUAAAUCCACAUUAGAGGUCUUCAGAGCUCCCAUAUUUCGUCAUAGAACAGACAAGAAUGGCUUUAGCUUGGGCUUCAGCAAAAACCUAAGGCAGGUGUUUGGUGAUGAGAAGAAAUACUGGUUGCUGCCUGUGUUUUCAAGUUUAGGGGAUGGUUGCUCCUUCCCAACUUGCCUUGUUAAUCAGGAUCCUGAGCAAGCUUCCACACCUGGUGGUCUUAAUUCAACAUCCAAAAAUGAGAACCAUCUGUUUCCUGCAAAGCCACUGCGUGAUUCCCAGAGCCACCUACUUACAGAUACACCUUCUUGGUCAGAAACUAGUGUAAAGGCUGAAAAGGGCAAAGUUGGUAUGAACAAUCCUGCAUUAACCAUGGAAAAUGAAACCUAAUUUCUCUUAAAAGAAGCAUCUGAAUAUGUAAGGAAAAGUUUAAGAACAAGCCGUCAUUGGAAGGAAGAUGGAUUCUUCCAAAUUCAGCCCUGUUGGUCAGCUGUUCCUGUCUGCUCCUGUAUGGAUGUGCUCAGAAAACAAACCAACAGAUGAUUAACUGUCUCUAUGUCAGUGCUUGAAAUACAAAACUAGACAUACUACUUCUGAACCAGACAAAGAAUUUUUCAACUUAAAAUUACUGUGUUCGAGUGGUGAAGGAUGAGUGAAUAUUAGGAAAUGAAAAAAAUAGGAGGCUGAGUUUACAAAUGGCUGGUUUUACUUUGAUAUUCAGCACAAGAAAAAUGUGACCUUCUUACGUAUCAGUCCAUGUUCUUGCCUUGGUUUCACCUUUUAAUUCAAAUUGUUGUAAGUAGUUGACUUUAAAAUCAAAUUUUUGCACUACUGCCCUUAUGAAUUCCUUAUGAAUUGGGAGAACACCCAGUGUGGAUUGGAGGACUGUAUUUUUAUGAAUAAUUUAGUGGCUUGGUGGACUGUAUUUUCUUUUGAGUGUUUGAUAAGCAGUUUUUGAAGAUAAGAAGACCCAAGUGAAAUGUCUAUUUUUGGAACAUAUUUUUGGCAAACAUUAUUGCAAAAGCUCCGUUUCCCCUCAGAUCUGCACUACGAAUAGUUUGAAAAGUUAUAAAGCGGAAAAAAAUUCUUUGUUAAUUGAAUGCUACAGUGGGUCACUGCUCAGUGCUGUGAUAAAAAGCCUGUAUUCAGAUGGGUAGUACAUAAAUGAAACUGGCCAGCUGAGGAUUUUGAUGGGAGCUGCACAAGAUAGUGCUAUGAAAUGGGGAUUUUAUUGUCCCAUUUGGAGCUCUUAACUGCUUUGGGAAGUGAAUGUUGGCACUGAACUUUAAUCCAAAAGGCUUUUUACCAACCUGUGUUCCUGAGGGCCUCUGUCUUUCAAGCUCCUAGUUUCUUAUUAUCAAUAUUUGUGUCAGAUUUCUUUUUAAUUUUUCUUCAAGACACUGCCUUUCUUACUGUAUAAUUUAAUGGAUAUCAUGUACAAUCAAGGAGACUUAUCACAAUGACUUGUGAUAUUUGCAUUUACAGGACAACAUACUUUUGAUUGCAAUACCAAAAAGCCAAGCUGCUGCACGUAGGAAAUCCCCUUCAAUAAAGUUAGGAGCUAGCAGCUUUCUUAGCAUCAGAGGUUACUGGCCAGGUAAUAAAAGACACAUUAUCAGUUUUCAAAGUCAAGGAAGUUUCAGCAACACAAAUCUAACUGUCUUGUGCCUUUUGUAUACACUACAUUUAUAGUAUCAGUGUUUACAUUUUAAUGCAAAUUGUUAUUCUGAAAACAACUUUAGGAGAAACUUAGUUACGCUUUCUAGGUGGCUAGGUAAAAGGACUAUUCAAAAAAAAAAGUGAAAACCUCUCAGACUAAGCUCAGCUCAGUUGAAACAGAAAAGUGCUUCUGUUGUCAAACCUGAGUCUCUUAGCAGGUUGGUUCACAGUGUAAAGAUGCCAGUUGUUUGUUUAGAAAACUGGCAGCAGGACUAAGUGACAUAAUUCUGAAAGCAAAGAAUACUAUCAUUAACUCUUUUACAGGCAGGUAACUUUAAAAUUUUUCUUUCUUGGGUUUACAACUGAAGUGAUAGCUAGUGGAGCACAAAUGUGGCUUUUUUUUUCUAGUGAGGAAAAAUGUAUUUAUUUUACUUUUUUUUUUUUUAAUCUCAAUAUUUUACCAGCCUGAAAACAUCUGUUUCUUGCCAGAAGUGCCAGAAUGUGGAUCCCUUGAUGUAGAACACUUUUUCUGAACUAGCAUGAAGGUAGCAUACAGUUUACAUGAUGCCUGCAGAGGUCUAGCAACCAAAAGAUUUUUUGCAGCUAUUUAUUCAGUAUUGUUCUGUCAGCUUACCUCGUAUUUAUGUUUGUUUAAAGGUGAACUUGUUAAGGGAUAAGGGGGAAGAGGGAAAAUAUAUUUUUUAACACUUCAGGUUCUCUAUAUCUGUAGAGUCUUGUUUUUUACGCAGUUAGUCACAGGGUGGUUUGUCAUGGAGCAUGCAUUUAAAAAUACCGAGUGAAGAGUUGAAAUUCAGCUUCAGUGUAACUUGCUCCAUAUUUUUAUGUAAAGACGAAAGAUUUCUUCCCCAGCAAAACACAUCAAGGAAAUGGAUCUCUCUAAUACAGAUGUCAGUCUCUGUGAGAGCUCUCAGUAAGGCUGGGGAUCAGUGUAGAGAAAGACCAGGGAUAAGGGAUCAAGAAAUGCCUGGCUUCUCCGUGUCUCAGAAGUCACACUUGGAAAGCACAAUAGCCCUAAGUAAUCUGCAGCUUCGAUGCAGCCAGAGGCUGUCCCCCUAGCAGAAAACUGAUGGAGGCAUGGGAAACAGAUGUUGAUGAAGGGAGGAGAAGUGGAAAGAGGAAGGAUGAUAGCUCAGAGGUAAACAUUGAGCAGAUCUGAGCCAGAGGGUUGUUGCCAUAUCUGCUCUCUGGAUGGGUAUGAGUUGUCUCCAUGAAGAGCACUGUCAGCAGGCUUUUGAGGGUUCCUGUCUGUGUAGAUAUGGACAAAAGUGAGCUAAUCAUGCUCUGAAAGUAUAAUUUCUGAUGAUAUGACUAUGUUCUUGGCUUUAAGCUCUCUAAUACUUCCUAUAACAAAGUGAAAUGCUCUUUAUGACAUAUUGAGCACUGUCAGUGUUAAAAUGCACACAGGAGAAUUUGUGUGGAGGGGGAGCAAGGAUGCAAUGUUGUUUGUCUGCUUACACUGAUUCUCCUGUCCUUUAUAUUCUUGCUAGGCACUUUACUACAGCCUUUUGUGUAAUUUCUGUAUAUUUUUUUUAAGGACUGCUUUUUACCUACUAUACAGUUACUAGUCUACUUUUUUGCUAAAAAGAAAAUAAUAUCCCUGAUAUCUGUGAUUUGUCUAGUAGUAGGACUGCGUUUCAAGCUUUAGUGGAAAUUGGACGAGUUCUACAGAGUCCUCAGAUGGGCCUGAAUCCCUAAUGACAAGAGUUAAAUUUAUUUUGUAUAUAUGUAAACAGUGGUAUAAAUCAUAGCUCCCUACAUGCAUAAGUAGCUUCUUUAAUUUGUAGGUUAGAACAAAUCCAAAACAUGUCUGCACCAGAAGUGGUCCACACCAUACUCUGUGUCAGUUGAUGGACUGGUGAUGGAGUGCUCAAAGUCUUCACAGAGAGUAAUUUUUAUUAAGAAAAUGGAACACAAUGUUGGUGAGCUCCUCUCAUUGAGCAAUCAGACACAGCUGGUGCUAUGCAAUUGAAUUCUUCAACUUGAGAGAAAAAACACUGUCCGGUUUACAUUGCAGACAAAGUUGUUUAGCAGACUAAACGUAAAUGAAUGAAACACAGAAUCACAGAAUUGGUUAAGGUUGAAAGGGACCACGAUUGGGGUCAUCUGGUCCAACCUCUGUGCUUAAGCAGGGUCUUAGACUACAUUGCACACGAUUGCCAUGGUGGUUCUUGAGUAUCUCCAGUGAAGGAAACUCCAGAAUGGUUCAGUAAACAAGUUUGUUUUAAUGCAUGGAAUGCUAUAGCUGGUUUUAAUAAUUAUUUGGAGAGGUCUUGCCCUGAUUCAGUUGACUGGUGUCCUGGAGGUGGGGGAAAUAUAUUUCUACAUAAAUUUAGUGUAUAACUUUGCUACUUGUUAACGUAUUGCUCACAUAAAUAAAUGCUUCUUGUUCAGCA
Messenger RNA from Pipra filicauda (Wire-tailed manakin), 7396 nucleotides. RefSeq names its product zinc finger DHHC-type palmitoyltransferase 2 (gene ZDHHC2). The record is from RefSeq and is a predicted model, not a curated record. Gene Ontology annotation, biological process: protein targeting to membrane; peptidyl-L-cysteine S-palmitoylation. The transcript is spliced from 13 exons. Gene Ontology annotation, cellular component: Golgi apparatus; endoplasmic reticulum. The coding region runs from base 2703 to 3713 and encodes 336 amino acids. Lineage: Eukaryota; Metazoa; Chordata; Aves; Passeriformes; Pipridae. Gene Ontology annotation, molecular function: protein-cysteine S-palmitoyltransferase activity.